AUGAACUUGAAUUUUUUCUUUUAAAAAUUUUACGUGAAAAUUCAAUUGAAUAUAAUGCAACAAGAACAAGUUACACUGUUGAUUCAACAUUUAUUCUUAUUGGUGAUGGCAGAAUCGAUUUAUUUGGAAAUUAUAGAUCAAUGAAUUAUAUUAUUCAAGUUAAAAAUAAAGCGGAAAAAUAUAAGAGUUAUUUAGAAGAAAAGAGAUAUAGAGUUUAUCGACUACUUGAAGCAUCUCUUUUUCUUGAAGAUGAAUUAAAACUUUUUUGCAAAGAUCCAAAAAAUAAUGCUUUGUUUUUUCAAUAUGCAAUUCUUAAUUUUUACAAGAAGCAAACUGCAGAACUUAAUGUGAUUGAUCAAGAAGCAGAGACUUACAGUGACGAAUAUUUAAUUGAGUUAUCUAAUUUUUAUAAGAAACUAAUCGAUAAAAUUUAUCCAUCUCAUAUUAAAUUUGAAAAUAAUUAUUUAGUUGAAGAGUAUGAGAAAAAUUAUUUUGAAAAUUUAUUAACUGAUAUUACUAAUAAUAUUUAA
Molecule: messenger RNA, 530 nt
Organism: Racocetra fulgida
Lineage: Eukaryota; Fungi; Glomeromycota; Glomeromycetes; Diversisporales; Gigasporaceae
Source: the annotation of a GenBank genome assembly